This is a messenger RNA of Lontra canadensis (Northern American river otter), 3163 nucleotides long. It is a transcript of the gene PTGER2, whose product is annotated as prostaglandin E receptor 2. The record is from RefSeq and is a predicted model, not a curated record. Bases 26 to 1255 code for a protein of 409 amino acids. The transcript is spliced from 3 exons. Gene Ontology annotation, cellular component: plasma membrane. NCBI's taxonomy places the organism in Eukaryota, Metazoa, Chordata, Mammalia, Carnivora, Mustelidae. Gene Ontology annotation, molecular function: prostaglandin E receptor activity. Gene Ontology annotation, biological process: inflammatory response; positive regulation of cytosolic calcium ion concentration; adenylate cyclase-activating G protein-coupled receptor signaling pathway.
GCCCUCUUAGUUUAUCUUCCUGAGAAUGUCAAAAGAAAGAGAAAAGAACAUAUUGGUCCAACUGCACGCGGUCUUUGGUGCUUGUUGCUCCCUUCUGAUACUCAUCUCCCAGGACAGGGUCCUUCUAACUUCUCUAACAUUUGGUACCAGCCGCGAGAGGAGGGCGCAUCUCUCCUCUCGGCACUCCACCAUGGGCAAUAUCUCCGAAGACUCCUCGCGGGAGGACUGCAAGUCUCUGCAGUCGCUCCCCUCCGGCGAAAGCCCGGCCAUCAGCUCGGUGAUGUUCUCGGCCGGGGUGCUGGGGAACCUCAUCGCGCUGGCGCUGCUGGCGCGCCGCUGGCUGGGGGACGCGGGACGCAGCGCAGGACGCGGGAACUCUAUCUCCCUGUUCCACGUGUUGGUGACAGAGCUGGUAUUCACCGACCUGCUUGGGACCUGCCUCAUCAGCCCGGUGGUGCUGGCUUCCUACGCUCGGAACCAGACCUUGGUGGCCCUGGCGCCUGAGCGCCGCGUGUGCAUCUACUUCGCCUUCGCCAUGACCUUCUUCAGCCUGGCCACUAUGCUCAUGCUCUUCGCCAUGGCCCUGGAGCGCUACCUAUCCAUCGGGCACCCCUACUUCUACCAGCGCUGGGUCACGCGCCGAGGCGGCCUGGCGGUGCUGCCCACCAUCUACACGGUCUCUCUGCUCUUUUGCUCCCUGCCGCUGCUGGACCCCGAGAAGUACGUCCAGUACUGCCCUGGGACGUGGUGUUUCAUCCAACACAGCCAGACCACGUACCUGCAGCUCUACGCCACCGUGCUGCUGCUCCUCAUCGUCGCGGUGCUCGCCUGCAACUUCAGUGUCAUCCUCAACCUCAUCCGCAUGCACCGUCGGAGCAGGAGAAGUCGCUGCGGACCCUCCUUGGGCAGCUGCCAGGACGGCCCUGGGACCCGCAGGAGAGGGGAAAGGGUGUCCAUGGCGGAGGAGACGGACCAUCUCAUUCUCCUGGCUAUUAUGACCAUCACCUUUGCGGUCUGCUCCUUGCCUUUCACAAUUUUUGCAUAUAUGGAUCAAACCUCAUCCCAAAAAAACAAGUGGGACCUCCAAGCUCUUAGAUUUUUAUCUAUCAAUUCAAUAAUUGACCCUUGGGUCUUUGCCAUCCUUAGGCCUCCUGUUCUGAGACUAAUGCGUUCAGUCCUCUGUUGUCGGGUUUCAUUAAGAACACGAAAUGCAGCACAGACUUCCUGUUCUAUACAGUCAGAUGCCAGUAAGUAGAUUGACCUUCCCUGACAGUAGUUAAAAAGUGCUUCGUUAGCCAGCAUCUGGAAGAUCAUUUUGAAAUGGCUGCAUGGAGAAAUGAAAAAAGUAAGUUUACAAACCCAACGACACUCUCCUAAUAAAACAGAGUGAACAAACCUUUCAGCAGCUGCUGGGGCUACAGAGGUGCUGACAAGGCACUUCAUGGAAGUUGUCAGAAGGAUCUGUAAAACCUGCCCUCAACAAGCAGGUCAAUGAGGUUGGUCUUUGGAGGAAAAACCAACUACGUUCAGGAUCCAGUUGCCUUUUGAUUUAAACUUCCCCGUUGAGUGAGAAAGCAUGUGGUUUUGAAAUUUGUUUAAAACCCUAAAUAGUUACAGUGUUUUCUAUUUUAAUCUUCUAUGCUACUGCCGUUAUAAACAUGCAGCGUGCAGUCAGACCAAAUGAAAUUUCGUGUGUCUCCUCUAGGAAGGCCAUGUGUGGAAGCAGCUGAGACUGGUGUCUUGUGUUGCUUAACAAACCCUUUGUUUGGCCAAUGAACUUGGAAAUCACAGGCACUUUGUACCGUUCUAUUUGUGUAUGUGGGAGGUCUCUCUGGUCACCACGGUAUUAUGCGUGAACAGUGGGCUCAGCUGGUUAACGUCACCUUUUCACUAGUCCUCUAGAAGCUGUGUGUCAAAGUAUUAGGUAUUUAUUUUAUAAUGUCCAUUGUGCUAAGGGUAAUCAAGAACACUUAUGGAAUUUUCCUCUCAAAGAGAAAUAAUAGGCUAUUAAAAGAGUUUUAAUUCUGAUUAAUACUUUUCACUCUCUUUCCAGGGAGGGGUAAUGUGGCCAAAUAUUAGAAUUAAAAAAACUCUUCUAUUGCUCAUGUUGAGGCUGUGACUAAUAUCUACUUGAUAAUAUGACUGUCUUGUAGCAAAACUCAUGCAUCUACAUUUUUAUCCAGGAAACACAGUUUGACUCAUACUAUAUAGGAAAUCAUGCAAUAGUGAGUCAUAUCUUAAUAUGUUUCUAAAUCUAAACGUUUAGCAUGGUGUAAACCUGGCAUCAAAAUAUUUCAGUGAAUUUGCACUCUUUAAUCAUCUUAGUUACUGUGUAAACUCAUCUGAAAUGUCAGGAAAAUAAACUAUGAAACAAAAAUGGAAAAUGGGAUAGUAUUUGAUGAAUUACCCCAAAUAACAGUUUCUAGAGUAGAUAUAAUAUUUUUAAUAAGAGAAAAGUGGAAAAUUAUAUUUAUUUUGGCAGGCAAGUUUGUAAAGUGUGGUUGUAUUAUAAUUUAGAUGUCAAAAUAUUCAAUAUAGUACUUGGUAUUAGAGCAUUUUUUUCUUUCCGUACAGCAUGAUCUUCCAAACAGUAGAACCACCUUAUUUAUUUAUUUAUUUAUUUAUUUUGCAGUGCGUGUUAUUACAGGAUAGCUGUUAUUAAAAAAAAGAGAGAGAGAGAGAUGCUAGUUUUUUCCAAGGUCUCAUUGAAUUGCUUACGCAAAACCAUUUCCUAUAAGUAGUUAUCAAACUAGAUAAUCACUUAAAGUGAUUCCAAACCAAUCUAGCAUCAGACACAAUCUAUGUCAAAUCAGCUCUUGUUUUUAAAAGAAUAAAUAAAUGGUUUGUUUUUCUACUGAUUUAAACAAACCAGGCACAAUUUAAUUUAACUGAAAUCUGGACAUGUAAAUAAAUCUUCCCUGGAUACAAGUAUUCUAAAGUUAAGAGAUUGUUCUAAAUAGGAUUAAUUAUGCUCAUGGGUAAUUCCUAAACAUAAAAUUCUGAAGUUACUCUGAAGCUGGAAGAGUGAUUUCUUUUAUCAAAUGACUAUUUUUUCCUCCAAAUGAAAAAAAUGUUAACUACAAUCCUUCACUCCACCUUACCACUGCCCCAAAAUUCUGGAAUAAUGCCUGAGAACUUUAAAAAAAGAAAAGGCACACUUGGA